GAGACAAGAGAGAUCGAGAUGGAUGCCAGUAUCGAGCGACUGCUGCUAGUGCGUGGCGGUAAGCCAGGUAGGAAUGCGGACCUCAUUGAGAGCGACUUGAAAGCCCUGUGCCGGAAGGUGCGCGAGGUGCUUCUGUCACAGCCCAUGCUGCUGGAACUGGAAGCCCCCAUACAGAUCCUCGGUGACACCCAUGGUCAGUUCUACGACACUCUUCGGCUGUUCGAGUACGGGGGCUUCCCUCCCGAGAGCAACUAUCUCUUCCUCGGUGACUACGUAGACCGGGGACGACAUUCACUGGAGAACGUCUGCCUCCUUUUCUGCUACAAGGUCAAGUACCCGGAGAACUUUUUCCUGCUGCGCGGAAACCAUGAGAGCGCCUCCAUCAACCGUGUCUACGGUUUUUACGAUGAAUGCAAGAGGAGGUUCAACAUCAAGAUUUUUAAGACCUUCGAAGACGUCUUCAACUGCUUACCAGUGGCUGCCCUUGUAUCUGACAAGAUUUUCUGCAUGCAUGGAGGCUUAAGUCCCGACCUGCAGUCAUUUGACCAGGUGAAGCGGAUAACUCGCCCGACAGAGGUGCCCGAUGAUGGUCUGCUGUGUGACCUGCUCUGGUCCGACCCCAGCUGGGACAUCCAGGGUUGGGGAGAGAGCGACCGUGGAGUCUCUUACACUUUCGGCGCUGACGUUGUCGCAAAGUGUCUGAAGAAGUUCGACCUCGAUCUCAUCGCCAGGGCACACCAGGUUGUGCAAGAUGGCUACGAGUUCUUUGCCAAGCGCCAACUGGUGACAAUUUUUUCGGCGCCCAACUACUGUGGCGUGUUCGACAACGCUGCUGGCAUUAUGAGCGUUGACGAGAACCUCAUGUGCUCCUUCCAGAUUCUCAAGCCAGCCGACCAAUAG
Rhipicephalus microplus (southern cattle tick) is the source of this 900-nucleotide messenger RNA. RefSeq names its product serine/threonine-protein phosphatase PP1-beta. Gene Ontology annotation, cellular component: cytoplasm; nucleus. Gene Ontology annotation, molecular function: protein serine/threonine phosphatase activity. NCBI's taxonomy places the organism in Eukaryota, Metazoa, Arthropoda, Arachnida, Ixodida, Ixodidae. The record is from RefSeq and is a predicted model, not a curated record.